Molecule: messenger RNA, 8221 nt
Organism: Porites lobata
Lineage: Eukaryota; Metazoa; Cnidaria; Anthozoa; Scleractinia; Poritidae
Source: the annotation of a GenBank genome assembly
CAGAUUUCUUUACGAUCAUUACUGAUCACGACGAACUGUUGAGGUUCUCGAAAGCUCGCGGCUAUGAUUUGGUUCAGUAGAGCAUAUCGCCAUUAAUAGUUCCUUGUUAUAAAAGUCGCUCCGUUUCUUGCUGUGUCAACCACAUUGCAAUUGUGCUAUUUCUUUCACGACCAAACGGGACAAGGGGCCAAAGAGGAACUGACAAUCACAAGGUAACUCAUAACUAACCGUCGCAUAAUACCACAUGUUUGUAUAUAUAUAAAACGCUGUUAAUUGCAGACGUUAACUCUAAAAUAUUUGCAAUAAUUAUAGCCUUCAUUAUCAGGAAAAAUAAAUUUGUCAACCCAAAUGAACUGUAGUAGACUAUAAAACGGUCGUUUUUUUCUCAAAUUCGGCUUAGUUUAGCCUCGCUUUAGAACUUUCUGUUUGAUUGUUCGCGGGUACUUGAAUACGCAAAAAUGCGGACUGUUCUGCAGUCUAAAGAUCUAGUGUAAGAAUAGUAGCACUGCCGAAACGUCAGAGUUUUAAAUAUACUUCAAUUAACAAAGUAGCCGUUUUCAUUUUGCAAUUUUUCGUUACGUUCAACACACAAGACACUGCUCAGGACCCUCCUUUUGUUAGCUUUUAAACAUUAGGUCGAGGAUAAAUAAAUUCUUGUUAGUUUACGGCAAUUGCACUUAACACAGUACCUACCGAAUCAGCGGUGCAUAUACAGACGCGAUGAUAUUUGCAGUUCAUGUCAUAAAUUAUAAGCUUUUACCUUAGAAAAGGCAUUCUAAGUCUAUAAUUGAAAUAUUUAAAAAAACCUUGGCAGCAGUUUGCUUUCAAGUUGAGUUCGAGCCAACUCCCAAAAUUCUAAUCUAUUGAAACAUUCACGCAUGGAAACACUGAACUCAUAAAAUGGGUGGCAAUCUUUCACGUUCUUACUUAUCGGUCAGCUGAAUGUCUCAAGGUGAGCAAAAUGUAUCUUGUGUCGUUUUGAUCAGGUUCUUCUGUUGUGCUCCCAAUAUAAUUAUUUGCGUCAAGAUCAGAACACAAGAUUUUUUGAAAACUGCGUCAAUAACGAAGACUAAGCGAUUUAAGUAUAGAAUGAUACUUUUUUAAAAAAACAGAAAAACUAUUUCUGCCAUUUCUCGGAUACGAUCCACUUUGAGGCUGAGAAUGGUGGGGCAAAGUACUAAAACUAAGAAAAUCGGUCAACCAGAAGUUCAAUUACCUAGAACAUUCUUUAUCACAGUCUAAGCGCGAGCAAUAAGAGACCCGUGUUAAAAUAAAGAAUGCAGUAAUGUCUUCGACACCCUGGCCCAUUGGUCGAGUUAUUUAAGAGAAGUGUUCGUCACGAAGAGAGCUUUUAAUAGAGCAUUCUUUGGGGCUGAGAACGCGGGAAAUUGUUGAAAAACAUGGCUAGGGUCUGGCGGAAGUGUAGAACUUUCUAUGCCACCAGUUCCAAUAUAAACAAUAAGUAGAAAUUACCAUAAUUGGAAUGCAGUGUUGUCUAUGACUUAGAGCCUCUUCACAUGAGCCUGGUUGACGGCGCUUGCCUGCUUACCGGGCCUAAGGGACGGACAAGGGACGGGGGGGUGGAAGAAGAGAGAUUAGUCAUAGAUGAGUGGUCUACCGAGGAAGAAAUUGAAGACUAAUACAAUACAAUAUACAGUUGCACUCAUUAUUUUGGCUUUAUAGUAAUUAUUGGGUGAUAAGUAGUUAUUCUGGAUAAUUAAAUGUUUUUAUGAUAUUUAUUAUAAUGCAAUAUACACUGUAUGUUGCAGAUAGUCUGGCUGCCAAUGAAACCCAUACUUUGUGGUUCUUAAUUUUUGUUAAAAGUACGAGAAGCAGUGUUUCUGUUUAUGUUGUUGACUAGUUAAUGUUGGUAACAGUUAAAGUUUUAACACUACUACUCAAUGUAAAUGCACUUUUUCAUUUUAUUAUAGAAUCAUUAUCCAAGGCGAUAAGGCCCAUACUCUAAUUUUAUUGUGGGCACAAAUAAUUUUAUAGAAUAUUUACAAAGAUACCAAAUUCUAAUAUUUAUAUUUUUAUUAUAAAUUUUAAGUGUUAAAAAGCUUAAAAUUGAAACUGUUUAUGGAUAAUUAAAUGUAUUUAUGAUAUUUAUUAUAAUACAGGAUACACUGUAUGUUGCAGGUAGACUGACUGCCAAUGAAAACCAUACUUUGUGGUUCUUAAUUUUUGUUAAAAGUACCGGUGGCAGUGUUGCUGUUUAUGUCGUUGACAGUUAAAGUUUUAACACUUACUACUACGUGUGAAUACACUUUCUCAUUGUAUUAUAGAAUUCUUAUUCAAGGGGGUAAGACCCAUCCUCUAAUUUUUAUUGUGGGCACAAAUAAUUUUAUAGAAUAUUUACAAAGCUACCAAAUUCUAAUAUUUAUUUAUUAAAGUUAAGUGCGUCGUUCGGACGCACUUAACAGAAGACGUUAAAGUCGUCUGCCUUAUUUCAAGUUUUUAUACUAGACGUUAAAGUCGUCUUAAGGUGAUUCCUUAGUAAAAGAACCCAACAUAGAUUGUAGAUGAAACUUGGUACACUGAUGUAACAAGUCAAGAAGAUGAUAAAAAUGUAAUAAAAAGUGAAGGUUACCGUGCUCGUUUUGACGUCACAAUGCUGACAAAUGUGGCUAUUUUGGACCCUCUGACAAAAACCGCGCGCAGCCCAAAACUAGACAAAAAGGAGAGAUUUUUUCGAUGAUGCAUGUGGUAUCGCACAAAUUUGACUUUAUUGUAUUGUUUAUCCACUUACAUACCAGAAAAAUGCCUUUUAAUGCUCCUGUUUUUACUUUACGCUCCAAAGUAGAAUUGAAUUGGACACGCGCUAUUCGACCCGUGAUAGCUCAAUCCGUACAAUUUAGUAAAAUUGCCAAAAAACUGAACAUAGAUUUGUGCCAAUUUUUUUCUCACCGAAAGGAAGCACUGUCUCUUUUAAAAUCAUGAAAUAAAAAAUGGGAGUCACCGAACUCAUUUUUGCGGUAGAGCUGCAGAAAGUGCGCACCAAAUGCAUUUUCUCCGAUUUUUGAGAGAGGACUGGGGCGAGUUUCAAAACAGAAUGUAUGUGAAAGGGGGAAGAAAGCAUUAAAAAAUCCGUUUUUACAGAAUUUACAUCGAGAUAUCACAUUUAGGACGCAAUGUGAUAAAGAAAGCGUUUAAAUUAAAAUCAAAGUGAGUAAGCACAAGUUAAACAUCCACUAUCGAGGUUCUCCGUGAGGGAGUCGAAUUCAGCAACACGCGUACCGGUUACGUUAUGCACAUUCCCAACACAUUGAGUCUCACCUCGGCAAGGAACAACCGCAAGCAAAAAUUCCAAUAACGUUUCUCUUCAGUCAACUUCAUUUUAAUAAUGUUACUUCACAUACUCUUUUUUACGGUGGCCAUCUUGUUAUGCGCAGUAAGAGAUGCGCAGUGCAAAACCAGGGAAUCACCUUAAGACGACUUUAACGUCUCAGACGACUUUGACGUCUCUAGCAUAAAAACGGCCAUUUUUAUUAUAAUACAGUAUACAGUGUAUGUUGUAGGUACACUAGCUGCAAUUUAAAACAAAAACAAGGUUUUAAUUGUCUCCUUUCAAUGAGAAGAAAGUGAUUUUUGUUUAUUCAUAUUGUGCCUGGUAAUAUUGUUGAUUUCUGAAACUCAGACUUUCUGAAAAAGUCACAAUUGGACCUUCCUUCUGCAUGAAUAUUUUUUCUUUACCUUCUUCUUUGCAUGGUUUUUUCCCCACCCCCCCAUCACUUUUCUAAUGGUCCGUCCCUAAUAGAGAGGAGAGAAGUAUGACGUCACGUCACCAUGGUAGCACUAUUUCUGGAUGACAACGAAACUAACGACGACGGCGACGGAAGAAGAACGGAAAAAAAGUAAAACGUUUUUAUUGACAAAACAACAAAUUUGCACGUGCAUCACGCUAUUUUGUACAUUUCUUUGCCGUCGUUGCACCCCUGCGACACGAAACUUUCUACUUUCACAACAAAAAGUUGUCUUUUUCCUCUUCUUAACUUAGAUAUGGUCCUUUUGGAUUCAACCCGAGAACAUUUCGCCAAUAUUUGCCAAAUUAAAUGAAACUGAAUAAGAUCGAUGAAGUUUGAAGCUGUGCGAAUUCACUUUUUAAGUGACGUUCAUCCAGAAAUUUUGAUACCAUGGCAACGUGACUUAACGACUUCUCCGCUCUAAUGGGUUCAUAGGAAAAGUCUCAGUCCAGUUUCCUAGGUGAGAAAAGGCCGAGGACUAGUCGGGGCUCGAAAUUCGAGAAACAAAGCAAACAUGUCGAAAUACAAAGUUGUAACUUUCGCGCCUGUUAUAGCUUUGGCAACUCUUAUAGCUGUAUCACUGUUGUCAAAUGAGAUGCUUAUGAUGAGGAAAAUACAACAGGCAAAGCAAGACCAUGCAGAAUUCAUUCGAAGAAUUCUUCCCGCUUUCAUCCCGGUAACCGAGCUGGCGUGUUCAAAUGGCAAAAUGUCCAGCCCGCUUACCGAGAUUCGGUUUGGAAAAACCGAGAUCUCGGGAGGAAGCGAGCGCUAGCCAGCCCGCCCACUUAUAUGAGCACAACCAAAAUCAUUUACGAAUGAUAUAGAGGUAAGGCGAGAUAUCGGAAACCGGGCCAGCCCGAUCAACCGGACUCAUGUGAAGAGGCCCUUAGGGUACACGGUCAAGAAAUGAUUUAAGGAUAGGGACCGGGAACCCAACCAACUGAAGCAGUCUGUUCUGUAAAGAGAGGAUCAUUUUAUCCUCUCUUGGUUCUGAUGAAGUGUCCAUACCGUUUAGAGAAAGCUGAUUGAAAAUGUUUGGUUCAAUUGUAAGUUCAGGCAAUAUAAAAUAUUAGCAACGAUAAGUAUGUAUUUCCUUGAAUAAUAGCCACCCUCCGAUUAAUCGCCUACCUCAAAUAAUCUUUCCCCUUAGAUGGAAAUAUUUAAAAUAAUCGCCUCUCUCGAAUAAUAGCCGCCCCUCCCCCAACUCUUCUCGCCAUUUUCUCUUUCUUUUAUCCCCUCCCUGUCAAGUUGAAGUGGAAUCUGAUCCAGCAAAGCUGAUCAGUGACGAUUCAAGCUCUGAGGCCGACUGGAUAUUGACAUUGAAAAGUUAACACAUAAAAGCUAACACAUAAAUAAUCUUUAACUACAGCAGUGAUUUAAUGAUGAUGUCAUUUAUUAUUUAAAAAGGAACUGGAAUCAUCUACCAUUUUGAAUUAAUUAAACGCAUUCCACAAUCUAUUUUUGCUUUCAUUUUUCGUUUUGCUGGGUUUUGUACCUGUUAACGUAGAUCAAAACUGUUUUAAACAAUGAGAGUGUAGCUUGACCACUAAUCAUUACUUUUUAGAGUACCUACAGAUUGGAACUGAAAAAUAUGGAAAUGGGGUUUCUGCUGGCACUUGCCGCCCUGUUAUCUUGUACUGUUUCUUUUGUGCACUCUGCAAGCAACAAGACCAACUGUGAUCCAGGAUCAAAUAAUGUCACGUGUAACCAGGGUGCCUGUUCUCCACAACCAUGUUCGACUAUCUGUGGGGCGGCAACGCCGUACGAUGAAUGCACACAGUACUGUACAGGAGGCGGUUGCGACACGUUGGCCUGCACUUCGUCCAUCGUGAACUGCACACAAGUCUGCACCGGGGGCGGAUGUAAGUCACUAGAGUGCGACUCCAAAAGAUGCGAACAAGGUUGCACCGGAGGUAUGUGUAAUAUGACCUGCUCCUCCAACGCCGAUAAAUGCAGUCAGUUCUGCACUGGAGGACACUGUAAGAUGAUCUGCGCUCCGGGUGUCAAGGAAUGCAAUCAGAUUUGCACUUCAGGGGGAUGCACUUUCCAGUGCGAAGCAGAUAAAUGCUCCCAAGCCUGCACUGGCGGAGGUUGCACAGGAAUCAACUCAACCAAGACCAGCUGUGAUCCAGGAUUAUCAAGUAAUGUCAAGUGCUACCAAGGUGCUUGCGCUCCACUCGGCUUUCCACAAUCAUGUUCGACCAUCUGUGGGGCGACAACGCCCUAUGAUCAAUGCGAGCAGUCCUGUACAGGAGCCGUUUGCGACACGUUGGCCUGCACUUCGUCCAUCGUGAACUGCUCGCAAUCAUGCACCGGGGGCAGCUGCAAGUCGCUAGAAUGCGACUCCAAAAGAUGCGAACAAGAAUGCAGCGGAGGUCUGUGUAAUAUAACCUGCUCUUCCAACGCCGAUGAAUGUAUUCAGAGUUGCCCAGGGGGACUCUGUAAGAUGACCUGUGCAUCCGGUGUUAAGGAAUGCAAUCAGAUUUGCAGCGGGGGAGGAUGCAUAUUUCAGUGCGAAGCAGACAAAUGCUCCCAAGCCUGCCCUGGCGGAGGUUGCACAGGAAUCAACGCAACCAAAACGAGUUGUGAUCCAGGAUUGUCAAGUAAUGUCAAGUGUUACCAGGAUGCCUGCUCUCUACAACCAUGUCCGACCAUCUGCGGGGUGACUGCGCCCUAUGAUCAAUGCGAGCAGUCCUGUACAGGGGCCGUUUGCGACACGUUGGCCUGCACUUCGUCCAUCGUGAACUGCUCGCAAUCAUGCACCGGUGGCAGAUGUAAGUCUCUACAAUGCGACUCCAAAAUAUGCGAACAAGAAUGCAAAGGCAGUAUGUGUAAUAUGUCCUGCUCGUCCAGCUCCGAUAAAUGCAUUCAGAGUUGCACUGGGGGACUCUGUAAGAUGAUCUGCGCACCAGGUGUAAAGGAAUGCCAGCAAAUUUGCAGCGGAGGAGAAUGCGCUUUCCAGUGCGAUGCAGAUAAGUGCUCCCUAAGCUGCCCUGGAGGAUUUUGCUCAGAGAUCAAGGCAACAACGUCUCCUACGAGCACAGGCGCUGAUUCUAAGGCUUCGGUGUUCUCGGGUUUGAUGCUCGCCUUUAUUGCUUUUGUCAACAACAACCAGUUUGAUUAAGAUGUUUCCAUCAAGAUAAAGGAAAAAACACACUUUUGAAAUAAUCAACCUUGUUUCGUUUUCUCUCUGCAACUAUUGCUUAGCAUCUAGGACUUAAUCUUUACUAUACCGGAUAGUCUGAAUACUUCGGUUUGCUAUGAACAGAAAUGACGCAGACCUUUGACAUGAUAUUCAUUCCAUCACACCAUUUUCUCGUCGUUCAUGACGCUGACCGACAAAACUGACCUUAAGGCCUGUUUCUUGCCGCUUUCAACUGCGUGUUUACCAGAAAUGUAAAUGCAGAAACCUGCUUCCCAUAGCUGAAUAGGACAGAGAGGGAUAACUUAACAGUUAUUGUUAGAAAGUACGCCGACCUUGCGGAAACAGUUUCCGGUGAACUGGUUGACUUUCGGAAGACUGGCUUUCAAUGAUUCAUUGCGCCAAACCGAGGCGGAGUGAACAAAUGAAAGAGAGGCUGCCUAAAUGGAGGGGCGAUGUGGAGGGACUUUGAUUUGGUUGAAUUGUCCGCAAAGUUUCUAAAACAGCUUUUGAAAUUAAGACAUCUCAAAGGGAUGAUUGGGAGACCCUCUCUGUCCUAAAAGAGACCUUUAGGUUCUAAGACGAGUACGACAACGAGUACGAGAUUUUCUCUGUGCUAAGUGGUGCUCGUGCGUGAACCAGCGUCAUUAUGGCGGGAAAACGUGGUAGCCGUCGUCAUUCUACUACGAGUUUUAGCGAGAAUGUCGAAAGGGCGGAAACAAGUUAUCAAAAGUUAAAAGUGUUAUCAUUUUGCAAUCGGGAGAGCGCGUAACCUCCUUCACUAAAGAUAACAGUGCUAUCUUUUCUAGUGAAAAAUGGUAAAAUGAAGCUUUCCGGGGAGUCUAUAUUUUUAGAAUACGCGAAAAAACUUAAGAGUCAAAUCUCGUACUCGUUGUCGUCCUUGAAUCUAAAGGUCUCUAUCGUGAUCUCUUGGUUAGAUGUAUUAAAAAAAGGCCAACCCUGAAGAUUAGCCACUUUAUUUUCAAUAGGUUCUACUCAUCACUCAUACUUUUUGGCUUUUGGUUUUAGGAGCCAUCAUUUUCUCUUUAAACAACGCCGCAAAAAGGUACAAAAAUCUAGAAAAACCAUCUGACGCAUCAGUGCAGUAUUCCCUCUGAGAUUCGUUGAGCGCAGGGCGUAACAUCCCUUUGGCACAAAUAUUGCUGUGAAAUCAGCACCGUUGUGACAGAACUAUCCGGUAUAGCGGUAUAGAUAUAAUAAUUUUAAGGAGUCAGCAUGAAAAAUGAAUAAUCCAUUCUAACAAGUUUUUACCUUUAAGACGCUUUUCUAGUUUUUAGGGCAACAAAAGUAAUAAAUCGCCAGUAUUACUCAUUCU